This is a messenger RNA of Rosa chinensis, 1451 nucleotides long. RefSeq names its product polyubiquitin. The record is from RefSeq and is a predicted model, not a curated record. Gene Ontology annotation, molecular function: protein tag activity; ubiquitin protein ligase binding. Gene Ontology annotation, biological process: protein ubiquitination; modification-dependent protein catabolic process. Gene Ontology annotation, cellular component: cytoplasm; nucleus. NCBI's taxonomy places the organism in Eukaryota, Viridiplantae, Streptophyta, Magnoliopsida, Rosales, Rosaceae. The transcript is spliced from 2 exons. The coding region runs from base 152 to 1297 and encodes 381 amino acids.
AAUUUGUUUUAACACGUGGCGAACGCCCAUUGGCUUCCGUACUGUAACGUUCCGUGGUUAAGUGGACAAUUGGCCCUAUAUAUAUAAAGGCCCUCCCAUUCGACGCCUCUCAUAGAAAGCAAUUCGUUUACUUGUCUCUCCGAUAACCAAGAUGCAGAUCUUUGUCAAAACUCUCACUGGCAAGACCAUAACCCUUGAGGUUGAAAGCUCUGACACCAUAGAUAAUGUCAAAGCCAAAAUCCAAGACAAGGAAGGCAUCCCCCCGGACCAGCAAAGGCUGAUUUUUGCUGGCAAGCAGCUCGAGGAUGGACGCACCCUCGCUGACUACAAUAUUCAAAAGGAAUCCACUCUUCACCUGGUGCUCAGACUCCGCGGUGGCAUGCAAAUCUUUGUUAAGACUCUCACUGGGAAAACCAUAACCUUGGAGGUUGAGAGUUCCGACACCAUUGACAAUGUGAAGGCAAAGAUCCAAGACAAAGAGGGUAUCCCACCAGACCAGCAGAGACUUAUAUUUGCUGGAAAGCAACUUGAGGAUGGCCGCACCUUGGCUGAUUACAAUAUUCAAAAGGAGUCGACCCUUCAUUUAGUGCUCCGUCUGCGUGGUGGCAUGCAAAUCUUUGUCAAAACCCUCACCGGAAAGACCAUCACCUUGGAGGUCGAAAGUUCAGAUACAAUAGAUAAUGUCAAGGCAAAGAUUCAGGAUAAGGAGGGCAUUCCUCCAGACCAGCAGAGGCUCAUCUUUGCAGGGAAACAGUUAGAGGAUGGUCGCACUCUUGCGGAUUACAACAUCCAGAAAGAAUCAACUCUUCACUUGGUGUUGCGUCUCCGUGGUGGCAUGCAAAUCUUUGUUAAGACCCUCACCGGCAAAACCAUCACUCUGGAAGUGGAAAGCUCUGACACGAUUGAUAAUGUGAAAGCUAAAAUUCAGGACAAAGAGGGCAUUCCCCCAGACCAGCAGAGAUUGAUUUUUGCAGGUAAGCAGCUUGAGGAUGGAAGGACACUUGCCGACUAUAAUAUUCAGAAGGAGUCCACUCUGCACUUGGUGCUUCGUCUGCGUGGUGGUAUGCAGAUCUUUGUUAAAACUUUGACUGGGAAGACCAUUACUUUGGAGGUAGAGAGUUCAGAUACGAUUGACAAUGUAAAAACCAAGAUUCAGGACAAGGAGGGCAUUCCUCCGGAUCAGCAGAGGCUCAUAUUUGCUGGAAAGCAGCUUGAGGAUGGGAGGACCCUUGCUGACUAUAACAUCCAGAAGGAGUCCACCCUUCACCUUGUCCUCCGCCUCCGCGGUGGUUUCUGAAUUCUGAAUGAUGCCUAUGUUGCCAUCCUUGGCUGAUGUCAAGUUGUUUGGUUCUGUACUUUUUCUAAUUACGUACUCUUUAAGUACCUAUGGAUGGCUCAAACCUAGCUCCCUUUUGCUUAUUAAUAAAGAUGUGUUUAUAGCAUAUGAUCUA